Stegastes partitus (bicolor damselfish) is the source of this 1242-nucleotide messenger RNA. RefSeq names its product zona pellucida-like domain-containing protein 1. The transcript is spliced from 10 exons. Lineage: Eukaryota; Metazoa; Chordata; Actinopteri; Pomacentridae. The record is from RefSeq and is a predicted model, not a curated record. The coding region runs from base 1 to 1242 and encodes 413 amino acids.
AUGGAACAUAUAUUAUUGAUUCUUCUACUGUUUAGUAAGACCUUUUCAGUUGAAGCUCAGUUCAAUGGAUACAACUGUGACGCCAACUUUCACAGCCGCUUCCCUGCGGAGAGGGAUAUCAGUGUGUAUUGUGGGGUUCAGACCAUCACCCUCAAAAUCAACUUCUGCCCCGUUCUCUUCUCUGGCUACACCGACUCCGACCUGGCCCUCAAUGGUCGCCAUGGAGACGCCCACUGCAGAGGAUUCAUCAAUAACAAUACCUUUCCCACCGUUGUGAUCUUUAGUAUCAGCCUGGCGACGCUGGAGUCCUGUGGUAAUUCCCUGGUGGUGUCCACAGCUCAAGGACCCAACGCUUACGGGAACCUGUCCCUGGUACAAAUUGGAAACAUAUCGGGGUAUAUCGACACGCCAGACCCCCCAACUAUCAUCAGCUACCUGCCGGGUCUGCUGUACAAGUUCAGCUGCAGCUACCCCCUGGAAUACCUGGUCAACAACACACAGCUGGCCUCGUCAGCUGCUGCCAUCUCAGUGAAGGAGAGCAACGGUACUUUCAUCAGCACAUUGAAUCUACUGCUUUACAACGACUCAUCGUACAUUCAGCAGCUGUCCAUCCCCAUGGCAGGACUGACUUUGAAGACACGGGUUUUCGCGGCUGUAAGAGCCAGCAACCUGGAUAAGAGAUGGAAUGUUCUAAUGGACUACUGUUACACCACACCAUCUGGAAACCCUAACGAUGACCUCCGCUACGAUCUCUUCUUUAGCUGUGAAAAAGAUCCUCAGACCACUGUCUUUGAGAAUGGAAAGAGCCAAAUGGGUCGCUUUGCCUUUGAAGUAUUCCGCUUUGUAAAGCACAAGAACCAGAAGAUGUCCACCGUCUUCCUGCACUGCGUCACCAAGCUGUGUCGAGCCGACGACUGUCCGAUGCUCAUGCCAAUCUGUGGCAGCAGGAAAAAGAGAGAUGUUGCUGAAGGAAAGGAAUCAAAUGGUGCAUCAGGAAACGCCGUUCUGACUGCUGGACCGAUCAUCACUCGGAGUGAUGAAACACCAACCAACAACUCUCAGCUGGCCCAUCUGAAAACUCCAGUGUUUCAGAUGAACACAGUGACAAGCGCGCUCAUCUCAGGCGUGAUCAUUCUGGGCGUCAUGAGCGUUUGCUUCUUCAUCUUCUCCCUCACCCUCCUCAAAGGGAAGAGCGCUCCUGUCAGCACCCUGUCUGGAGUCCGCAAUCCAGCGUUCAACUGA